Molecule: messenger RNA, 1129 nt
Organism: Cutaneotrichosporon oleaginosum
Lineage: Eukaryota; Fungi; Basidiomycota; Tremellomycetes; Trichosporonales; Trichosporonaceae
Biological process (GO): glycerol transmembrane transport; water transport
Cellular component (GO): plasma membrane
Molecular function (GO): water channel activity; glycerol channel activity
Source: RefSeq, a predicted model, not a curated record
GGACGCAGCUUGCUCUUUCGUACAUAACCCGGGGGAGCGGGAUGCGCGCCCCACGUCCCUCGAUGCGCUGUACGACUCGAUGACGAAGGGAUAUGUGCUUGACGGCGUAGAGGUGGGCGCGGUGGAGCGACAACCGAGCAGCAUGACGGAGGUGGACGAGGUCUCGUCAAAGGGCCUGCCCCUCGCCGCGCUCGACGUCGAGGCGCAGCGGGCCGAGGCACGCCCGCUCACGCUCCGCAUGCCGCCGUGGCUGCAGCCGUAUGUCGCCGAGGCGUGCGGCAUCGCCGCAAUGAUCGUCAUCGGCCUCAUCUCAAACAUUCAAUCGAGCCUGACCGGCGACCCCGAGAACCCCACGACGACCAACAAUGUAGCGUACGCGUUCGGCUGGGGCGUGGGCCUCAUGGCUGGCCUGCUGCUCACGAUCGACGUGAGCGGCGGCCACAUCAACCCGGCGAUAACACUCACGCAGGCGCUCUUCCGCGGCUUCAUGUGGCGCCGUGUCCUGGGCUAUUGGCUCGCGCAGCUGCUCGGUGCCUUCGUGGCCGGCUGCAUCGUCCACGGGCUCUACCGCGAGCUGCUGGACGCGCAGGACAGCCCGCGCACCUGGAGGACGGCUGCGCUUUUCGUGGACCGUGCGCCUGCUUGGGAGAGUGACGCCAACGCGUUCUUCCAGGAGGUCGUAGGCGCCUUUCUCCUCCUCCUCGGCGUCGCGGUGGUCACGGACCCGACGGCUGCCGCGGCGUGGCAGACAUGGGUCAAGGCGCUCAUCAUGAACUGGUUCUUUGUGGCUGUCAACGGGUGUAUGGGCAUGCACCCGGGAUAUGCACUGAACCCGGCACGCGACCUCGGCGUCCGCCUGUCCUGUCUCGCUUUCGGAUACUCGCGCGACAUUUUCACCGACCGCCACUGGUACUGGACGUGGGGGUGUAUUGUCGGCCCGUUUGUUGGUGGUAUCCUCGUCACGUUUGCGUACGACUGGGUCGUGCGGGGACGCGUCGAGCUCACUGUCCCCGCUCUGCAGCGCUUCGUUAACCGCAAACGAAAAGAAAGUUAGGCUUAGAACGCAUGAUUAUUGGGAGUGCACACAGCCGUUCGUCGGUCCAGGUAUCGUGUAUGCAUUAUAUGUCUG